Molecule: messenger RNA, 1654 nt
Organism: Schistosoma guineensis
Lineage: Eukaryota; Metazoa; Platyhelminthes; Trematoda; Strigeidida; Schistosomatidae
Source: the annotation of a GenBank genome assembly
CAAAAUAUUGACCAAUCGUAUUUGAGUUUGGUACAGCUGAUUCAAGGUCACAAAGGUCUCCUUUUACAUCCCUUCUUUGUGAGUUCAUUCCUGCAUUUUCUAGUUUUUACUUAUUGUUGCACAAAAGCUGAGGAAUAAGAUUACUUCUGCUGUCAUUGGUUCCUCUCUUUUCCUAGUUUCGUAAGAUAAGAUUAUGUAAAUUUGGUGAUAGCAAGUAUGCAUUCCUGUCAUCUUUAAUCCCUCUCAUUAUUUUGAUCCGGAGAAAUGUUUUUUAUGAAUCAGGUAAAAUAAAUUGAUCCCAUUUUGCAGAAACAAUUAUUUGUCACUUCUAACCAUGAUGAAAGCCUGGCAAUUAGUCGAUAUUAAUGGUGAGGUGAUCAAUGAAGAAGAUAUUUCAAGUGUUGGUUCUGAUUGGUCAUUCAUGCAAUUCGAUAGAGAUGAUGGAUAUCCAAGUCGCCCACAUUCGGUAGCUGGUCGACGAUCAGACACUGAAUGUGAAUAUAAAUCUCGUUCACCUUCUGCAAACAGUGAUUAUAACUGCUAUAGCUCUCAUUGUAGUCUGGACAGAUACAAUGAGCCUCCCGUAAGAUCCAAAAAUGCCAACAAAUCAUCAAAGAACAAAAAUUUGUCUGGGACUGUUCCUGAAAAUACAGCAAUUCCUAUAACAUCAAAAACCGAAAUAUUAAAAUCUCAUCCGCGUAAUGGAUUACGACCUGGUCAUAUACAUCAGUCCUCCGCUAGAAAUUCCAAUGGAACACGUCAAGCGUUGGCACGUUGGAAUGCUUGUCGUAAACAAAAUAAUCAUACAAACCUAUGCGUUGAUUCUCAACGUUCCAAAUGUUUACGCCGUGGUCCACUAAUCAAUCAUGGUUUUCAACGUCGUCAAGUUCGUAUGGGAAACGGUGGUCAUAUACCUCAUCAAAGAAGUUAAUAAAAAACUAAGAAACUAAUUUGUUUUUUGUGAUAUUUUGCUCCUACAACGUUGUAACAGCGGAUAUUUGGUGUUCAGUUUGUUUGUCACACUGAUAUAGUGACAGUAAUAGCUUACAUAUGAUUCUUCUAAAUUACUUAGUGUCUUAGUGUUAUAAAUAAAAAAAUAAACACGAAAAAUAUACACUCAAUCAACAGCUAUAUUCUAUAUCAAAGUUUAGUUAUUUUACUCAUUUUCCGUGUGUUCUAUCUGUUCUUCGGAAUAUUCAUAUUUUUCUUCUGCAGAUAUACUAGUCACAUUCUAAUGACUGCUACAUUUAAACCUAUUCCCCACAUGUUACCCAUAAAAAUAUAUAGACAUGGGUCAUGAAAAUCGCUUCUUCCAGCUAUAAUAUUUGCGAUAUUGUGUCCUAUUGGUUUGUUCUAUUAUUUGUUUAUAUUUGUGUGUUAGUUAUUAUAUUGCUAUAUUUGAUGUAAUUGUAAUAUGUUUACUGGUUAGUAGUAUAUUUUCAAUAAUUUGUUUGGAUUGCUUUCUAAUAUAUUUAUUCUAUGGAUUUUCAUAUUUCCAUUUGUAUCUAUAUGCAGCUGGAAUAUAUGUUAAUUAGUCCCUUAUAUUUUCUGGUGUUCUUGUUGUACUCACUGAUAUUUGUUUAUUUCUAGUGCUCUUCUUUUUUUGCUGUCUUCACUUUUAAGACAGUUUGCUCAAAUUAUACAAUAUUUAAUU